Striga hermonthica is the source of this 489-nucleotide messenger RNA. The record is from the annotation of a GenBank genome assembly. NCBI's taxonomy places the organism in Eukaryota, Viridiplantae, Streptophyta, Magnoliopsida, Lamiales, Orobanchaceae.
AUGUUAGGCACGCGGGUGAAUUUCGGCUUACCUCAAUUGGUAUUGUUCAGUGGGAGUUCUAACAAUUCGAUACACGUUUUGGAAGAGGUGAGGAAGCACAAGUCCACGACAAGAUCCGUAGACCUUCACUUCAAGCUACAAAAACCCGUCUCCAAAGACGACGCCUCCAAGAAGAUCAAGAAAAACAAGAAACGCUGGUGGCGUAACGCGCUUCUCUUCUUCAGAUUCCCCAAGCGGCCGCCUGCUGGCGGCGCCGCCGCAGAUCCGGGCGCUCUCCGCCUCCGCAUUGGAUCGAUAUCCGGGCCGGUUUAUGUUACUGAGAGCAGGAGCGGCUCGACAACGCCAUACCGAACCGUCAGCCGGCCGGGGUCCGGUCCGCUCGCGAGAGGGAAUGUGGAGAUCCCCUACAUCAGCCUCAGGGAGCGGAAUAUGGACCACAACCACAGCGUUUCCGCCACGUCGGCUACGCCCAAAUAUUUGGUCACGUGA